Molecule: messenger RNA, 26921 nt
Organism: Porites lobata
Lineage: Eukaryota; Metazoa; Cnidaria; Anthozoa; Scleractinia; Poritidae
Source: the annotation of a GenBank genome assembly
AUGGUGGCGAAGCAAGUCUUCGGUUACUUCGCUUUUCAGGUGUUAUUUUUGCCGCUCACUACAGGUAGGUGUCUAAGCUAUUGAAUGAUUCUUGACUACUGAUUUCUUACAGUUUCUGCAAGAGAAGAAACAUUUUGUAAAACAACUUGAUUAUUUAUUCACGUUGCAUUUAGAAAAUGUUAAGGGAGGUUCCACCUUUUUGAACUGUCAGAAAUGACCGCGAACCCACAAAUUUAAGAAAGUCGAUGAUAGUGAAAAAUGUCUUAACUUUAUGUGUGUAUCCGUUCUUAAAUACCAAUGAUUCCUCGGUAAAGGUUUGUGUUAAGGUCCAUUUCAUUUCAUUUAUGAACUGGGACAUGAAGCAAUCCCUUGGAGUCAAUAUGGAGUGGUUACAAUUAGGUUUAUUUGUCUGUGCAAUGACUGUAUACAAGGUCGAUGAAAGGGAACGCAUACAGAUGACAGGGUAUUACUUCAAUGCAAUUAAAUAAUAUUUAACUUUAAAAUACUUUUAACUUUUUUUUGCAUGUAUUUUAUUCAAGCGUAUGUCUUUCAAACUGGGAAGGUGAAUAUUUCCGACACAUCCCAAAACAACCAUGGCUGCCAGACCGUUUCUUUCAAUACUCAGUUCCAGGGUUCUGGAGAUGUAAAGGUGUUUGCAACGCUUAGCCACGGAAGCGAACAUGUCAAAAUCCACGACCCAGCGUCUGUUUGGGUGAAGUCACUCUCCACAUCUGGUUUCGAUGCCUGCGUUCGUGAAGCAGGCACUGGUUCUAGAGGCGCGUCUGUGAUCAACUGGCUUGCUUUUCAAGGUUCGCACCAAGGUCUUGAUUCAGGAAUCGUUGAAUUUGAUGAAUUCACCUCAAGAACCCAGUGCAAGAAGAUAUCGCUUAGUAUUCAGAAUAAGGUGAGAUGGUAAAGUAGGUGAAUUCAAUCAGUCAUUUUAACAUACUUACAGGUGACAAACAAUACAUCCUUACUUGGACAAAAUCGAUCAGGCAUGGAAGAAGGGGCCUUAAGCCUAAAGCUACAUGUAGAAUCGAGAAUUCGGAAGUCCCAUGCUUUACUGUCAUAAUUAGUCACUUAGAAGGAACUUUGAAAAUGUCACAUCAGGGUUAUGUAGAAUCCGAGACCUUACAUUUUCAUUCUUCUUUUUUUUUCUGUGUCAUAGAUAAUUGUUCUUUUGUUAUACUCUGUCUUAGGCGAGACCCCAAGUGUUUGUGACUGUUCUACAUAAACAUUCCGACCGACCAUUUGACUCCAUGAACAUUUGGCUAGAAGACGUCAAAAAGGAUGGUUUUGUGGUUUGCUUGAGGGAGUUUAUGAGCUUUGACGGCAUCCAUUCAGGUCUCAAAGUGGUAAGUUGAAAUUAGAGAAGUCUGAGGUGACUAGUCUUUAUUGCUCUAUUCACGAAAUUACCACGCAGAGUUUGUGUGGCAAAGAAGUCCACCUUGGGGUAACUAAAGGGUGCGUUCCAGUCAGGUGGCAUCGCACACUACACUUCUAGGUACAAUAAAUUCAAUAUCGUGCUUCUUCUCCAACUUGUAUUACUAAAAUUAAUAUAUCAAAAACAACAGUGAAAACAAGAAAAUCGAUUCAGUUAACGUCUUAAGUGCUAGUUUAUUUAGGUUACAUAUACCUGUUCCCAAUGCUUUUUGCAGCACUUCUGUCUCUCGGAGCUCCCCAUCUCAGGACGACGAAUGAUGAUAAUAAUCGUCCGCAAAUCUGCAAAUAAAUUUGUGCAUAUUCUCUUUUUUUUAAAGAACUGGCUUGCGUAUGAUGUGCUCCCGGGGUCUUGGAAUAUUACUGAAAGAGGAAAGCUUCAUUUUUCUGGACUUGGUGCACCAAAGAAAGAAAACAACUAUGCUUUUUGUCAGGUAGGAAAGACUAACAGUCUUCUAUAUGUCUUUGAUGAGUCUCUGUUUAGUUUAGUUCAGCUCAAGGGAAAACGUGUAUCGCCCAUUUCCAAGAGACACUAUAGCGGUCUGUUUCUAUAAUGAAUGUACGGUUAUCAGUGACAAAAUAGGGUUUACCGUAUCGUUGAUCUUGAUUUCCGUUGCACACUAUAUUUGAAUUGUACAAUAGUGCAUCCACUAGCAGUCUUUAUAAACCUUGAUGUUGCACUAUAAUCUCUGUUAUUUAUUUCUUUUGGAAAACUUGCAAGACUUUAAGAGGAAAAACACUUUUACCCAUUAUUAUAGGCAAGUUAAUUAGGAACUGUCUUACAUAACAAUAACAACAAACAAAAACGUUAUUGACAGCAAUGAAACCGAUAACACAUACACACUACCUACAUUUAGCAAAAGCUAUGGGAGGCAGGCAGUGUACAUGGACUGAUGCAUUUUUAAAUGUCUUAACUGUUAAAACAAGAAAAAUACAGAAAGGCCUAUGAACUUCAAUACUUUUUCUUAAACCGAGGUCGGAAUAAUAAGGUGAUAAGCUUUGAAUAAGGCUUUAACUAUGCACUUUUGUGUAAUAAUGGUUUUCAGGAUUAUAAAUUCGAAAAUCCAUUUUACGAGCCUCCUAGUGUCCUCGCGUCUGCUAGACAUGACAACGACACCAGUGCUCUGUGGAUGAAGGCUGAUGGUCGUUUUAGCAACGCUUUAAAUGUUUGGAUCGAGGUAAGUAAUUUUCUAGACCAUAUACAUCCAUUUAUAUUUCCUCAUUUAUUGAAACUGAUUUUAGGGUGCUGUUUUCAAUUGCUUCCACACUCCAAGUAACUGAGUAAAAAUAAAUUAAGCGCUCGAAAUGGCUGCACCGCUUUUAUAUUUGACUUGUGUCAAAUUCCUCAGUCAUUACUGUCGUUUCAACCACGGUUUUGUACCAAGCAAUUUUUCAAUAUUUUUUAUUUAAUUUUAAAUGUGGGCUGGAAAAAAACUGGCGAAUAAAAGAACCUCAUUCAAUUUCAGUAAAAUUGAGUCAGUCGAAAAAAUUGAUUUAGAUAAUUCUAAAAAUUUAUUUUCUGCACACACUUUUCUUGCGUUUGGAUUUCUCACCCCACAAAAGACAUACCCCCUCUUUACAAAUCUAGGAACUACGAACCUACUUAAGACGCAGAAAGCUCCACUUUUUUUCUCAUUUUACUUGGAUAGACUAGGGAAAUUCUGAACUGCCAGGUACUUAAUUAUAAAUUUAAUAUUUAGUUCAUUGUUUAGGAAUUCUAUAAAUUUUUUGUAACUUAGUUUGACCGGAGUAGUAAAUUGAUCGAACUGAACAGGAUUUCUUGCUAAAUUUGUAGCAGUAAUACCUGAAUGAAUUUGUUGUCUUCUAGGAAAUCACUCGUUUGUCUUUUAAAUUGUGCAUCAAGGACAGCCAGGGAAUAAGCAAGUCGCACGAUCCAGUUACAGUGGACUAUGCAGUUGUGGGAGGUAAUUUGUUGUUUUCAUUGCAUCCAAAAGAAGAAACUUUAGUUAAGAUAUAAACAGUUUUAAAAUCGAAAAAAGAAAAGAAAAACAAAAAAGGACAAGUUUUUUCAGUUGGACAUAUACACAUGUAGUGAGGCCUUACAAAAUGUAUUGUCUUUUAUAAUUCUUCUGACUUAGGUCUAGCCCCGCAUGCCGAAUGGGGUAAUAGGUUUCCGAAAAAUGUAUUAUUUUAAGCACUUCAUGCUUCAGGAAGAUUUCCGAUAGGAGUUGAGGAAAAAAAUUGGUCAAAUUCCUGUCGUAAGAAGUGAUUUUGUAUUUUGUCUCAAAGAUAUUGACCCGUGCACAAAUGUUACUUGCGAUUACCAUGCCAUCUGCAAAGCUUUCUCUGCAUUUGAUGCCCGCUGUGUUUGUGAUGACAACUGCCCGUCAUAUGAGGAGCCAGUGUGUUCAUCCAACUCGACAACAUUCAAGAACAGGUGCUUUUGUCUGCUGGACAUUUGCCAACGCAAAAGCAACCACACGCUUUAUCAUCCUGGCAGCUGUACAGGUAGAAUUCUUAGGCUUUUUUACAUUACUUCUUUUUUGCCUACUACAAAGCAUGAGAGGAUCCACUAGGCCUGGGUCAGGAUUAAGUAUUGCUUUUGUUUCCGCCUUCUCAACGCAUGUCCCUCUUACUCCCUCCACACACAUACUCCCCAUCACCAUAGAUGAGUUGAUAGAGAAAUCCAUACCGGCCCUCUCUUUGUUAAUCUAAUUUGCUGGAUGGGAACUACCUGGAUGUGGAAUAGAAUAGAAUAGAAUAAAAUAGAAUAGAAUAAUUCUUUAUUUGAACACGAUAAAAUUCAUCAGGAGUAUAAAAAAUUUUAAAUAAACCUAUAACUACCCUAAACAAUAUGCAAAACUAUCUACAACUAACCUAACCAAGUCCUGUUUGUUAUGACUUGUCGUGUACACAGUACUUAAAAAAUCAGAAAUUCAGAUGAGCCAAUCCUAUAAAUUGACUUAAAGAUUUAGCCUCUCUCAUAUCACAGGGCAGGCUGUUCCAGAGAAUUGCUCCGCUGUGACUGAAACUGUUCAUUAUGAAGUUAGUUCGCUGGAACGGGACAAAUAGUAAACAGAGUCCCUUAAGGAAUAGUACGUUUCAUAUCGUUUAACACAUUUAGAGGAUAAAUAUCGUGGAACAAGAUCAUUUAAAGUCUUGUACACCAUUAGGGCUUUUUGUAUUUGAAACUGAGUGCUCAAGUCUUUCCACUCGUACUCUUAGUUCUCUCAAUCAGUUUAAAUCUCACGUACUCCAACGCUAUUCGGCUACUUUUCGUACAAACUCUGACGUCACUAACUUCAACACCUGGUAGUCGAUCUGCUGCAAAUGCAGUAGGUCACGUAAUCUUCCAUUAGCUGGUAACUGCUGCUACUAAGACUUUUUAUCGGCUGCGGGAGGGAUUCAUUCUUAUCGUUUUUACAAAUGGCAUUUUUAUAGUUUUUACAAUGUUUAAUGUUUACAUAGUUAGUAUUUGUGUAUUUUCCGUACGGGCACACUUAAUUUGGAGCCUCGCUUUGUUGUGUGUCCCGCACCUUCGUCCCCCGUUUUUGUGUCUUGUUCAAAUGUAUUUUUUUCCUUAGUCUUUUUUAGCAUUGUAAUCAUGGUGAAAGCGAUUAAAUAAAUAAUAAAUUAAUUAAUUAACUUGUCUAAAUAAGCGGUUGACAUCAGCAGCAUAUCUAGGAAAGGUUAGAACACGAGCAGCUCGGUUCUAAAGCUUCUGUAACCUGUCAAACAACGUUUUUCCACAAUUAUCCCAGGCAAUAUUACAAUAAUCGAAUUGAGAUUGAAUGAGAGCGUUGUAUACACAGUGGAGAGCAGGCAAUGGAUUAACACCUCUAUUGCUUUUAAUUGCUCCUAUCCCGGAAGCGAUCUUUUUAGAUAAUUUAUCGAAGUGCGUUUGCCACCGUAGAUUUUCAUCAAUAUAUAUUCCAAGUGAUUUUACAGAGGUAUAUUUUACUAUCGGAACAUUAUCAGUCGAGAGCUCGGGUUGGCUCGACAAAGUACUCAAUUUUUGUGUUGAUCCAAUUAGCAUAAGUUCAGUUGUAGCAGUGUUCGAUGUAAGUUUGAUAGAAUAAGCCAUUUGUUUAGGUUAGCUAAAUGGUGAUCCAAAUUUAACUGUAUUGAAUUCACAUCAACAUCUGCGUAAGUGAUGUGUGUGUCAUCAGCAUACAUCCUAGGCUGGCAUGAAGGCAGUUUGGCAAAUCGUUGAUGUAAAUAUGAAAUAAAAGGAGACCAAGGAUUGUUCCCUGUGGUACCCCGCAUUUAGGUGAACAGAUUCUAGAAAGGGAACCAUUAACGAGACAUCGUUGUGUACGACUUGUCAAGAACAAUUCCUUGUAUUCCAUAAAGGUUCAUUUUAGAUAAAAGGAUAUCAUGAUCAACAGUGUCAAAUGCCUUUUUUAAAUCAAGAAAAGCCACAGCAUUAACAUCACCACUAUCGAUAUUGAAGGCCUAGUUAUCAGUAGCUUCAUUGGCAAGGUGGAGCCCAAUUAUUGAAAAAUGGUCAUUAAAAACAUGAGAAAGCUCACUAGAAUUAGAAAUAAUGGAACCAUUUAACUUCAAUUCUUCCACUGUUGUAUUGUUGGUGCGACGGGGAGUAAGUUCGUUAAUGGUUUGCCACGUUUUUGGAGAAUUACCUUUAGAUUGACUAAAAGCAUUAGAAUAAUAAGAGGCUUUAGAAGUCUUGAUGUUAUUAUUUAUUGUAUGUAGUACUUUGCCCAGUCGCGUGGAUCAUUCGAUGCCAUAGCGAUCUUUUGGGAGCAUCACGAUCGCGCAUGCCUUUCUUUAAUUUUGAAUUGAUCCAGGGUACUUUUUUUAUUCUAGCGCGUCUACUUUGGAGUGGAGCGUGAAAGUUAACAACAUCGAAAAGAUUCGUUUUCCAGUCAGCCCACCAAAACAUUAGGAUCAUCAGAGCCGUUACAAGUCCAGCCCUGCUGGUCGAUAUCGUUACGAAAACGCUCUCGAUUAAGAUUCUUAAAAUUUCUGUAAGAAAUGGUUGAAUGCUCUUUCGAGGGAAAAGCAGGAGAUAAUUUCCUAUAAACGUAUAUAAGGCUGUGAUCGCUGAUGCCAAUAUGAGAGACUCCGGAACAGACUAUCCUGUCGACAUAGUUUGUAAAAAUUAAAUCAAUUAAAGUUGAUGAGGAUUCUCUUCUGCUAGUAGGUUCAGUUAUAAGUUGUUGAAGCCCAAAUAAAUCAGAAAUUUCAUAUAAGCGACGAGUAUUUGAAUCAUUAUUGUAAAGAGGCCAGGUUACAAUUUUAAUCACCUAAAAGAUAUAUUCAAGACCAAGGGAAUCUAAUUGUUCAAGAAAUGAUUCAUAAAAUAAACUAAAUCAAUCGAAGAGCAAGGAGGUCUAUACCAUGUAGCUAUCAGAAAUGGCUUUGAGUUAGGUUUACGAAUUUCAAUACAUAAAUUUUCAAGAUUAGGUACAUUUAGAUUAGAACAAACCACAGUUAAUCGAGGUUUUUAUAUAAAAGUCUACUCCUCCGCCUUGUGUGUUACUUUUAAAAAACUAUUAACCCUGGUCUUGAAGCAAAAACUAUUUCUUGUUUUUCUACUCUUCUGUUUUAACUCUUUGCAUUUGUAUGCAUCUCCGUUUAGGCUUUCCAGUUCAGACCGGGCGAGUUUCGCUUGUAAGGCAAGUAAAAUCAGCUGAGACAGCCUGUAAAGUGGUGAAAUUUCGGCCGUUCUCCUUCUAUCCUGACAAAGAAGUACACGUGCAAAUAACGACUAAUCACUGGAACAUAAGUAGGAAAAAUUUUGUACAUGAUGCGACGGUUUCAUGGGUGCACACCGUUAACUACGAAAAUUUUGAGGUGAAUAUUAUUGAAAACAAUUUUUCAGUUUAUCGUAAAGGACAGUGGUCUAUCAAGGAGUAAUAGUUUGUAACUCGAUAGGAUUUCAACAUUUCCAUACUCGUCUAAAACCAUGUGUCGAAAGAUUGGAUGUUAACUCUAGGAAUAGAAUUGAGUGCAAUUAACAGCUACACCUUUUAAUUUUUAUUAUUAUUAUUAUUUUUUUGUCAGUAUUAUUAUUUCUCUUACCUUUUUUAUGAAUAUUUGUAAAAAACAAUCUUUAACUGUUCUUUAAUUCCUGACCUGCUUGAGGGGCCCUUUUUUCAGGGACUCUGUUAUUUAUAUUUAUUUAUUAUUUAUUUAUUUAUUUAUAUUUAUUUAUUUAUUUAUUUAUUUAUUUUUACAUCUAUAGGAGUAUAUGUUAUUCAUAUGCUUUCACUUGGUAUUAAGGUGCCGCAUUUUUAUUAUGUAAUGUUUCUUCCGUUGAUUUAUAUAUUCAGAGGCCCUGAAACUGUUGCGCCUCGUCAAUUUCUUAAUUUCAUAACAAUUUCUUAGUUCCACUUUUACUCUUUAAAUUUUGCUUCAUGUGUCCUUUUUUCACAAUAUUAUGUAACAUACUUACAUAACUCGUUAUCAGAAUUUUUCAUCUCAUGUGUAUAUAAAUUAUAAUUUAUAUAACCCGUAGCUUGUACAAAGGUUAUCCAGAUUUUGAUUGUGAUUUUAAGUAAAAAGUACACUGAGGAAGCCCGAAGGGCUUAACAUUUGUAUUCUCAGCUCACCAGAAAAAAAAAUGCACAUACGAUAUAAAAUAGAAAUUUACCUAAUAACUUUUGAAUAUUAUCUUUAGGUCUGCGUGACAGCAGCAGGAAGAAAUGACCGCUCUACUAAGGAGUUUGCCACUGUGGACUGGAUGGCUUACCAAGGGGCACCUGAUGGUGGUGUGGCGGGAAAAUCACACAUUUCACAGUGGUGGACUGGAUCACAGUGUAAAGAAGUUAUCCUUCCCCAGGCAAUCAUCUAUUUUAUUUCCAUUUUCUGGAAGUGCACUAGCCUGAGAAAACAUCCGACAUUUGGCGACGCUACCACUGGUUUCUCCGCCAAAUGACGUCUGAGAAACGAGCGCAGAAAUCCCAUACUGAUGACGCGUCACUACCCAGAUCUGGAUAUUGACGCGUCAUCAGUAUGGAAUUUCUGCGCUCGUUUCUCCGACAUCAUUUGGUGGGGAAACCAGUGGCAGCGUCGCUAAAUGUUGGCUGUUUUCUCAGGCUAGAAGUACACUUAAGGCAAUUGUUUUGAGACCUAGAGGUGGCGAGAGUCCAUGUCACCCUCCCAUUGUCAAUAUCUUUGAUUACGAAUCUUACAGUGUUGGUAUCAAGUCUCGCAAUUUCAAUGCAGCAGUAAGAAAUUACGUCAUUGUUUCACUGGCUGCCAUACUGGAUUUUCAUUGUGUUAGGAACGGAUUUUCAUUGUGUUGGGACGAAAUCAAGAUAUUCAGAUAAUUUGAAUGUUGAAAAUCAUAAAAUUUAUUUUAUGCAUUACAUAAGUAAUAACUGAUUUAGUAAAAAUCCGAGAUAUCCUAUCAAUGUCGACCACUUUCAAAUGCCCUGUUCCCCAAUCUGCAAAUAUUUAAUAUUCCACCUUUCGAUCUAAAACGGGUUUGAGGGAUGGGGGGGGGGGGGGGUCAUUUAAUAUUUUGGGGCAAAGGGAGAAAAAGUAAGGUUAUAAGAUGUUUAAAAAAUGAGGUUUGAAGUGAAUAAUUAAUAGAAAAAUACUGCCCACUAGCAGGCUAGAUCCGUCAAGACUGAGAAAAAAUUCACUCAUGCUCUAAAUUUUAUAAACAUGGCAAACGUUUGUCUUCGAAUUCUGCCAAGGUGUGUAUAAAGUAUAAACGAACAGCAACUGAGCAGAAAAUAUUCAAGCAAACGAUGAAAUAAAACGGACAAAACCGUGUACAACUUAAGGCGGUUAGACACUUAACCACCAUAUCAAAAAGCCAUGCUUUGAUCGAAAAAAGUUGUGUACUGCGACUACAUGCGGAUCAUAUUUCAUUUUUAUCCUAAGCUCUGUAUUUUUGCGAUGUUCUUAAAAAAUUACUAAAUGGAAAUAUUAAUUAGUCUGUUUAUUAAUCUGGAGGUACAACUCACAUUUCUUGAUUGUCAUCAAUGAUUGCUUCACAGGGAAAGUUUGCUGCUGCACCAACAGUCCUGGUUACAGCACAGCAUAUUAGUGCAGCCUUUAAGCACGAUGCCGCAAGUUUGUGGGUAGAGAACGCAACCAGUUCCUCCUUUUACAUUUGUCUUCGAGAACUACAGAAUUAUGAUGGUCUACAUGAAGAUAUCUUUGUGGUAAUUUUACUAUCUUAAUUUUUCUAAGAGAAACACAUUCUAAACACUAAAGAAAAAAGCACAGAAAGCAAGGUUUAAAUGAAAAUUGUGCGAAAGAGAAGACGUGCAAAAAGAUGAUAUAAAAGCGCCAACUCUUGUAUAACUAACAGCCAUUAAACAGUACCCACUAUUCAGAACCUUUGAUGAUUUUAGCCAUGCCUUAAGCGUGGUUAUACCCUUAACCCUUUAGUGAGACCAUCCAGUAGCGAAAAACACGCAUUUGUUUGUUUGUUUGUUUGUUUUUUAACAAAUCUUCCUUUUUGGACCUGUUUUUGGCCAAUUAGCAUGGGAAUGGCUGAUUACGAGGUUCAUGUGUGCAACUCUGUCAGGAUUUGCAACACUAAGGGCAUGUUUCGUUUCUAAUUGUAUGAUGUAAUGGAAUCUAUUUCGAUAUUUUUGUUGCUCUCUUUUCCCCCUUUACUUGUCUUUUCACUAACCGGCGGUUUUUUUCGUCCCUCUUUCGCGUUGAAUUUUGGAAGACCAAACUUUCCAGAAAUGGCAAAAUUUCUAAUGUGCAAAGGAGAGAAGGCCAAUAGCACAAUUUGCUGUGGAUUCUCUCCCAAAAUGUUGCUUGGUUUUAUUUUGUGUGUAACUCUUUCAGGAUUGGUCCAACUUUGAAAAAUAAGGUACCUCUGAAAAGAUCUAUCCUUACUAAUUCUGUUGCUAACCAUCUUAAUAGCUUAAACAGCAAACUAUAUGGGUCCAGGAAGGAAAACAUGCAUAGUUUCAAUCAUAUGGCACCGAAACAACCAAAGCGAUCGCUAAAGGGUUCUAGUCAGUUCGCGAACGAUCGUAUUUAAUCUGUCACUUGUCUUAAUCUGUUUCCCAAUGCCUGUUUUUAAAGGGUUAUCUUAUAAGGAUUUACCUGUUCGCAAACGGUUGUAUUUAAUCUUUCAGUUUUAUUAAUUUUAUUUCCGAACGCUUAUUUUUGAAGAAUUAACGAGAAUGCUUCUACCAGAAUGAGAUAAGAACAGCAUUUGGAAACCCACUGUUGACUGCUGUUACUUUUUUUCAGAAUUGGAUGGUCUUUGAAACAAUCCACCGGCCCCUUUUUGCCGAGAGCAAACAAGUGAAUUUUCCAAACAGCAGCCCUGUUUCUGCAAACUACAACGGUGCGUUUUGUAAGGUAGGGAUCGAGCAUUUCUGAUAAGCGAAAGCGAGAUCAUUCUGUAACAGUUUACCUUGUGCAGAGCAUAUUUAGGAGCUGAUUAGUUCGAAAUGUUUUGUUGUUGUUGUUGUUGUUGCUGUUGCUUUUUUGCGCUUUUUUUACGUUUUCGACCAUAAUCCGUUGGAACGUUUUGUGUUCUUUGGGAAUUUUACAGACAUGUAAGCCAUGAAACCGAGCAUCUUUAAGUUUACCUUGUUUCACGUGCUAUGUUGUACAGCGAUGUUUUCAGUUCAGAGAAAAUGUUGUACCGGAGCUAGGCUCCGCCGCUGUUGUUCCCUCGAACACCCCAGUCGCACAAAUGAGCCUUCUUGCCGGCUACACUCCGCUAAGAACACUAUGGGUAGUUUUCGACACCUAUCACUUGGUAUCAAAGGAGAAAUGGUAAGGGUAACUUGCGGACUGACUGCGGACAAUUGUUUUUAGGGUAAGAAUUGGUAAGACAACGAUUAGACUAUUGUUGUCACCUUCUCAUUUGCAUGGUGAAAACAAUAUUCUGCAGUCUGCGUUUUACACUGGCCUUAUUUCAAUAUAAUUUUUGGCACAAUAUUAACAGCCAAAGUUUUCUAUCCUCAGGAUUUGCAAUUUGCAAGGAAUUACGACAAGGAGCCCAUAGUAAUAAUAGCAGCCAGUCACAACUCAGAAGGCAACAAUCUUAAACCGAUACAUAUGUCUGUUACUGCAUGGAUUGAGGUAUUGAAGGAUGCAGUUGUUGUAUGACGUAAUAAUUGGUUCGGAAUUUAAAAAAGGGAAGACUGAAAAUAUCUCUUAGAAGUUGCCAUUUGAAGCAAUCUACGUGUGCCAACAUACUCCAAUGCUCAUUCCGUCGAACGUUCAGUUUAUCAACCACCGUUAUUCAAAUCUUAAUUCCCUAUUUUGCGUCUGAAGUUAGUUUCUCCUGCUGCUUGCAAAUGUCAAGAAUUUUAGUAACCUUGUGUAAAAAGGAAAGCAACCUAAUGACAGGCACGCGAAAGGACUAAAAAAAUUCUUGCUCAGUUGUUACGAAACUUGAAUUGUUUGUAGAUAAAUUUAUGAAAGGUCCUCAGAUUUGUUUUGUUUGUUUGUUUUUGUAUGCUGCUGUUGUUGUUGUUUUUUGUUUUCGUUUAGCAGGCUCAAAUCAAAGUUAUAAAAUAGUCAGAGUUAGCGCAGGAACUCUCUCCAUAACAUAGGUUACAAAGACUCCAUAUGCCCUCCUCAAAGACAAAACACUAAUGUUUUGUUUAUUACAUACUAAUUACAGUACAAUCAAAUAUCGAUACCUUUUGUUCUGAAGAAGAGUUUAGCGUUUGAAGCGAAAUGAACAAGUUAUAAGUAGAGGGUCUCAAUGGAGUGGUAGCUUUGACGUGGACGGUUGUUUUUUUUAAUUUUGACGGUUGACGGCUAAAUUUUAGGGCUUUUGACGGUUGACGGUUAUUUAGGAAAAAUUUAGUCCAAAAAUAAAGUAAAUAUUAACUUUUGUAUAACGAUAAUAUUAACUGUUGUGUUUUGGAAGUUGCCUUGGCCUUUCACAUAUAAAAUUUUGAAAUAUUUUAUGACAUAUGAAAGUGGUGGGAUAUUGUAAUGUUUAGAAAGAGUGUUUUUGAGAACUUGACCCGUGGUGUUUCCAAUUUAGAGUUUCUUCAUCAGCCAAAAGUCCGUGAAGAUCAGCUGAAAUAAUGAGAUUUGAGAUACCUUGAAACGUUUUCACGGUUAAUAUCACUCCGAAUUUUUUACGGUUGACUGUAAAAAUAACCUUUUCUGCCGACGGUUGAUGGUUAAAUUUUAGGCCGUUUGACGGCUGACAGUUAACCCCAUUGAGACCGUCUGAGACCGUCUGAAUAGGAUAUUAUCAUUUUCACAGCACAUUAAAACUGGCGAAUUCCGCAUUUGUCUCAAGGAGUUGUACGCUGACCAACACGAUCCUGUGAAUGUGUCCUACGCAGUACUAGCAGGUAGGUUAGACAGCAAAAAAGAAAAAAAGACUUUCUUUGCAAUUGCAGUAACCAGGGACACGCGAAUUAACUAAAUUAUAUUAUUGUUUUGUAUUUGCUGGGGUUUGGGGGAACCUAGGGUGGAUUUGUACUGUCUGGUAAUACAGGCAAAGUAUGAAAGGUCGCGCUUAAACGUAAAAAGUUGAACAUCGCUCAACUUUUACGUUUACCCCCCAACACUUUAUACAUUGCCCUUUAUUUAAGCACAUAAAAUUUACGUACGUCCGCAAGUAAAAAUCACGUGACAGUGGAAAUCCACCUUAAGCGUGAAGGUUACCAUACGUCUAUGUAGUUUCCACAUUUUCUCCAGUUUUUAUAGGGUCAACUUAUUCACAUAAGUUUUGUACUAUGCAUUAAAAUAUGUACUGAACCUCGUUUACAUUUCAUUGCUUGGCUCCUGCAGAUGUUUGUAAACCCGGCUGGUCAUAUUUUGGUGGUAUUUGCUACUCAACCAGUCAAAGCUGUAUGAACUGGACCAAGGCCCAGAAAACGUGCCAAUCAUACAGCGCUAAUCUCAUCAGUGUACGAAACCAAGAAGAGAACGUCUACAUUCAGCAUAGGCUGAAUGGUGCCAGGGGCUGGAUUGGACUAAGCGAUAGGGACACGGAGGGAACUUUUGUCUGGGCAGAUAAUCAAACAAACAAUUUCACUUACUGGGCUAAGAAUCAACCCAACAACUUCAACAAUGAAGACUGCGUUCACACCCUGGGAGUAAAACAUAGUUUUAAGUGGAAUGACGUGGGCUGCGGUAGCUGCCAUAACUACACUUGUUCAGAAGGUAUGUAGAAGCCUUAGCAAUGUUCCUGCAAGGUCGUUUGCUUUCCUUCCCCAUUCGUCUGUUUAUUAUUCAAAAGCUAUUGGUUUCCUUUUCGUUAUUUGAGGCUACGUAUGUCCUGUUCGUGUCCAAGUAUAAACACGUUUAAAAGAUUUUUAUUGAUACACUGCUUAGAAUAGUCUCUUCAUUGUCGUUUUCCUUUUAUCAUUCGUUUAUUUACCUAACAAAAGUUACGGUUACAAAAGUCAAACUUAAAGAAAGGUACAAAUAUCACAACUGGAUCAAAAUAUAAGAAAAAGGAGCAGAGUAGACCCAUUUAUAGACUGAUUUUUUAAGUAAAUCGAAUUCUUUCUAACUCAUUGAAGAGUUGGGUUCUUCGUAAUCGUACCUCGAACUGAUCUUAACCUUAAACUCAUCAAAAGAUAAUUCAUCUGGUGCUAACCACACCCCGGUUGUUCAAAGCUGGAUAGCGCUAUCCAGCGGAUAAAUCACUAUCCAGUGGAUAAGUAUUUGGGAAACCAAUUGCGUUAUCCACUGGAUAGAGAUUAAUCUAUCGGAUAGCGAUAUCCACCUUUUGAACAAUUUAGGCCAGAAGCAUAAAUGCUUUUGGUGCUAACUUAUUCGUUCUUGUCAUCCCUACCAUCACACCAAAAAAUAGUUCACGAAAUAAAUUCGAUAUUUUAUGAUUUCCCCUGGGAUAGCAAAGGCGACAAAAAUAAACGAACAGAAAUCAUUAAUGACUACGAUAAGAGCGGACUAAAGAUGAUUGACAUAAAAAGUUUUAAAGCAUCAUUGAAAAUGAAAUGGGUUCAAAGCUACCUAUACACAGAGAACAAAGGUAAAUGGAAAUUUUUUUUUUGAUUCCUACUUGGAGAAAUACGGCAGGAAAUUGGUGUUCUUGUGCAAUUUAAGACAAAAAGAUGCAUCACAGCUGAAAAUAAAAGACCGUUUUUUCAAAGAAAUUGUAGAAUACUGGUCCAACUCAAAUUAUAGUUACAGUUUUCCAGUCAACAUAUGCAUGUAUCUUGCAUAACUCACUGAUUACGAUCGAGAAGAAACCUUUUUGUAACAAAUCAUGGUUUAAAACAGGUGUGGAGAAUGUCAAAGACGACCUUGAUGAGGCUUCCAGAUUUAUUAGCUUUGAUGAUUUCGUAAGGAAAUUUAAAGUUAAAACCAGCUAUUUUGAGUACUAUAAAGUUGUAUCUACUCUAACAAGGUAUACAAAAAUUAUGUUCACCCGUCAACGGGAACGACCAAACCAAAGAUGCGACUGAAAGUGUCCUAUCUCACACAAAAUUCAGUAAAAAAAGCUAACUUCGUGACAGACAAGCCACGCGCGUAAGCGCCAAAAGCGCCACGUAAGCGCCAAAAGCCAUGCAAGAGAGAAACCUAUGCUCGCAGGGUAUCCCUUUCCCUUUCAGGCUGGCGGUCAUUUCAUGUUGAUCUUUUUUUUUUAGUCUCUAUUUUUUCAGUUGAAGCGAAUCUAAUGAAAGGUCUAGUGAAAGCUGGAAAGAGUGUACUAUGUUGGAAAUUAACCCCGUUGGUGCGUUCCGUGUGCGUUCCCUUUAUUAAUAGGCAUAUGGGUCGAGUCUAUGACGUCACCCACUGUUAUAACCUAGGGAAAAAAUGCUUUCCUUCAUUUUAAUUAAGUGUCUAGUCAGUGCCUAGUCUAUGACGUCACUCAUUGUUAUAACCUAGGGAAAAAAAAGGGGGCCCCGUCACUGCCUUCCUCCAUAUUAAUUAUGUGCCUAGUCAGUGUCUAGCUAGCUGGGUAAAAAUGCCUUCCUGCAUAUUAAUUCGGUAUAGGUUUACUAAUAAGCGUCACUCUACAACAAUAGGAACAAUAGGAUUGCCUAGACUAACCCGUGAAGUAACUUGAGCCCGGUUUUCGGACCGUCUAUUAAAAGAAAAAUAGGGAUAAGAGAAGCCAUCACCUAGCAACGCGAGAAACGGCUUCCUAUAUCUUAUUUAGCGCUAAAACUCAGAUAUAUAAGCAAAACACAUACAGAACGUGGAGUUGAAAAGUCUUCAUUUCAAUAAAGUUUACGUCUUCUUAUUUAGCGCUAAAACUCGGAUACAUAAACAAAACACACGCACAUGUACACAAAUUGUGGCUGAAAACUCUCUAUUUCAAUUUUGUCUGACUAUUACAGAACUGUUUUCUCCGUUUUAUCUCGAGGAAUUCGAAAUGAAAAACUAUUGAAGUCUCAACGUUUCACGCGCCGUUAGUUAGGUAAUUAUGCGAGUUCACAAGCCCAAAGUUGAAUACAAAUUAGCUCUACAAGAAAAACCUCAAGGGAGCAUUUUGACGUAUUAUUAUGAAACAAAUAACUUAACGAGGAUCAAUUGGUUAAACACGCGUCUAAUAAUUGCUAGCAAUAAAAUCAGACACGAGAUACCGUUUAAAACAAAAAGAGUCAAAUACACAGCGAUUUGAAAGAAAGCCAUUAAAAUAGUCAAAGAAAGCAAACCAUCCUUUUAUUUUUUUACACUCCGCACAAUGUUUUAUCUACCCCUCUCCCUUUUCAAUGUUAUUUCCCUCCUCUUUUUUUUCUUUUUCCCUUCUCCACAAUUUUAUUUUCCCUCCUCAAUGUUUUUAUUCCCUCCUCCACAAUUUUUUUAUUAUUUUCCCUCGUCAAUGAUUUUAAUUCCCCUCCUCCACCUCCACCUCCUCAUUUAUUCUAUAUAUUUUUCCAUCCACAAAUAGGUUUUCCCUCCACCACCACCACCACCGCCGCCACAUUUCUAUUGUUUUCUCUCCACCACCACCACCGCCACAUUUCUAUUGUUUUCCCUCCACCACCACCACCGCCACAUUUCUAUUGUUUUCCCUCCUCCUCCUCCUACUCCUCCACCCCCUCCUCAUUUCUAUUGUUUUCCCUCCAAGUUUGGCCUUUUAGGCCUUUUAGGCCUGAUUUUGGCCUCUUUGGCCUUUUGAGGGAAAACAAUAGAAAUGUGGCGGUGGUGGUGGUGGAGAGAAAACAAUAGAAAUGUGGCGAUGGUGGUGGUGGAGAGAAAACAAUAGAAAUGUGGCGGUGGUGGUGGUGGUGGAGAGAAAACAAUAGAAAUGUGGCGGCGGUGGUGGUGGUGGAGGGAAAAGGUAUUUGUGGAUGGAAAAAUAUAUAGAAUAAGUGAGGAGGUGGGGGAGGGGAAUUAAAAACAUUGAGGAGGGAAAAUAAUAAAAAAAAUUGUGGAGGAGGAAAUAAAAACAUUGAGGAGGGAAAAUAAUAAAAUUGUGGAGAGGGGAAAAAGAAAAAAUUGAGGAGGGAAAUAAAAUUGAAAAGGGAGAGGGGUAGGUAAAACAUUGUGCGGAGUGUAAAAAAAGAAAAGGAUGUGUUUGCUUUCUUUGACUAUUUUAACGGAUUUCUUUCCAAUCGCUGUAUGUUUGACUCUUUUUGUUUUAAACGGUAUCUCGUGUCUGAUUUUAUUGCCAGCAAUUAUUAGUCGCGUGUUUAAUCAAUUGAUCCUUGUUAAGUUAUUUGUUUUAUAAUAAUACGUCAAAAUGCUCCCUUGAGGUUUUUCUUGUAGAGCUAAUUUGUGUUCAACUUGGGGCUUGUGAACCCGCAUAAUUACCUAACUAACGGCGUGUGAAACGUUGAGACUUCAAUAGUUUUUCAUUUCCUCGAGAUAAAACGGAGAAAACAGUUCUGUAAUAGUCCGACAAAAUUGAAAUAGAGAGUUUUCAGCCCCACUUUGUGUAUAUGUGCGUGUGUUUUGUUUAUGUGUCCGAGUUUUAGCGCUAAAUAAGAAGACGUAAACUUUAUUGAAAUAAAGACUUUUCAACUCCACUUUCUGUAUGUGUUUUGCUUAUAUAUCUGCGUUUUGGCGCUAAAUAAGAUAUAGGAAGCCGUUUCUCGCGUUGCUACAGGUGAUCGCUUCUCUUAUUCUUAUUUUCCUUUUAAUAGACGGUCCGAAAACCGGGCUCAAGUUACUUCACGGGCAACUCUAGGCAAUCCUAUUGUUCCUAUUGUAGUAGAGUGACGCUUAUUAGUAAACCUAUACUGAAUUAAUAUGCAGGAAGGCAUUUUUACCCAGCUAUGGAGAAAGGCAGUGACUAGGCACUUAAUUAGUAUGGAGGAAGGCACUUUUUUUUCCCCUAGGUUAUAACAAUGGGUGACGUCAUAGACUAGGCACUGACUAGGCACCUAAUUAAUAUGAAGGAACGCAUUUUUCUCCCUAGGUUAUAACAAUGGGUGACGUCAUAGACUCGACCCAUAUGCCUAUUAAUAAAGGGAACGCACACGGAACGCAAAGGGAACGCACCAACGGGGUUAAUUUCCAACAUAGUAUACUACUCAUGCAUCAUCGAGGAGAUCCUUAGCAAUCGCAGAAACAAUGUGCAUGUAAUAUAAGAAAUUACCCGUUAGUUGAAAUUUCCUUUGAAGUAAGAAAGUACCUUAAGCAUCAUCUCCUUAAGAGAUCCUCAAUAAGAAAGAUAUUUUUAUUCAACCAGCUCCUUUAAAAAAUUGGUCGACCGCCAAUUAAAAUAUCUUUAUUGUUGAAUAGUACAAACCAGCAAAAUUGCGUGUUAUAAGAAGUUUUAAUUUCUACGAAAUGUAGUAAAACAAACUUAUAGAGGUAAGGGAGACAAAUCUUGUCAAUAAAAUACUUAUCAUAAUUACAACAUAGCAGGAAGUCCAAGCCACCAUAUUUACCGUGGAAGUAGUAGGGAAUGACCUUCCAUGAUUCGUCAUGCUCUGGUCAUAGUACUUUGUAAAAACCUGGAUACCCAACAACAACAACAACAAUGUAUUUAAUAUUAACAAAACGAUAAAAUUUUAUAAUACUGUGUGUUUUUUGUUUUUUUUUUUCUGAGAAAGUUCUAGCGUGCCUUUUUGUCACAUUAGAUCUAGAUGAAUGCCGAGGAAACAAUAACCAUUGUCACCAGAAUGCCGUCUGUACAAAUACUCUUGGCUCCUAUAAAUGUCAGUGCGCUACAGGAUAUACCGGUGAUGGUUUUUCAUGUUCAGGUAAGAAAACCUGGCAUUUUUUACAUUUAUUCUCUUGCAAGGAGAAAACGCGUUCAUGAACUGUAUUUAGCCAGUCUAGCGCUUGAAAUGUCAUGUUCAUUGUCGGACGAAUUAUAGAGUUUACUUCUUGAUUCGAUUUAUACAAUCGGAACAAAAAUAUGGAAUGAAAUGCCUGUAACUUUAAGAAAUCUUACAAAAAAUGCCUUCAGUUUAAGAGGAAAGUUGAAUUUGUUUUCGUCUUAGUAACUUAUAUUGAUCUCCCAGAAAUCGUUCAAAAAGUUAAGUUGAAUUUAUUUUCCUUUUAAUAACUGGUGGUUGUAAAAAUGAUUAUCGAUAUCGUUGAGUGUAUCAGUAGUCUCUAGUUAUAACUGUGUUGUCAUUAUUAAUAUUGCAUUAGUUUAUCAGUAGUCUCUAGUCAUUAUGUCAACUCUAGCUUUUUUUAGCUCUCGUGUUACUUUUAGUUGUAUUUAUUUCCUGAAAAUAUGACCUACCUGCAAUCCUGGAUAAAAGUCCUUGGGACAAUACUGCAAUAUCCAUGUUUUUCUUUCAUUUCUCGGUUCCCUAUUAAACCGGUGUACUGUUGUAUUCACUUUACGGGAUGGUCUUUUUGAAGCAUAUUAUUUCAAAUGCAAUGAAUUUGUGGUUGAAAUAUACCUUAGACUUGUUUCUUUAGUUAAUUUGUAGCGAAUAUUGAUAAUACACUGUGUUUUUGCGAUCGAGUACUUUGCGCGAUACUCGAAACAACGUGCAUGACCAACUUCCGCUGUACUCGGCUCCAGUUUAGGGAAAUGGGCCCGAUAUAGCAAAUGAGGGAAUUGUCUCGUAAAAACAUGCCACGUUGCGAAAAUAAUUUCAGACGUCAUUAUUAUUGCAUGUGAUCACCUACUUAGCUAAAAGUACCAAAAUGCCUGACAAGCGUAGGAAAAAUGAAAAGACAGACUUUUUUCCCAAAACUAGGAUUCAUACAAUCCUGGACAAAAGUCUUUGGGACAGUACUGUAAUAUUCAUAUUUUUCUGUCAUUUCUCGGUUCCGUCUUAAAGCAGUUCUUCCUCCCCCCACCCCAUACAAAGUUGAAACUCGGAAAAAAUUCUGCAUACGCGCGUCCAACAUUGUUUGUGGGGUGAGGGAAGGGGUUGGACCUGUGUGAAUUGGAAACGCCCCAGAAAUGCAAGUGUCUCAAGACUUUUGUCCAUGAUUGUAGAUUAGCAUAGCUACCCGCGGGCAUGCACUUCAAUCUUAAAAUACAAAUAAAAUGUGUGUAUGUAUGUUUGUAGAUAUCGACGAGUGUUCUUCAGGUCACCAGUGUGACAGUAGUGCAACAUGUUAUAACACAGAUGGGUCUUACACUUGCACUUGUGACAGCGGCUACACAGGAGAUGGACGAACCUGUAAAGGUAAAAUAAGAUCUUGAUAAAAUUUAGGGGUUACAUAAUUGACCAUUAAAACUCGCUAACAUUCAAGAAAAUUUUUUACAGUUACUCAUUACAUCGAAUUCAACAAAAACAGGUAGAUUCGUUGCUAGCAAAGAAACAAAAGAUGGGGAUGCCAGGGUGACAAAGACUGCAGUUUAAGGUUUCGUUCAAAACCGAUGCUUCCGCGGUUUGCUUCCAGCGAUUUUUCUGUCUGGGAACUCAGUCGUUAAUAUUUUCUGUCUAGCAGGUGAUCUCUCAAAACCUCCUCAGCAGUCUGGGCCGUAUGAAGUCAUAUUAAAUCGAGUCGGUUUGCGCGUUGAUGUAACUUGACCUGAUGUUUAGUUAAUAGGGAAGGAGGGAGACUUUUAGGUCAAGUAAAAAAAAAAAAAAAAUAUAUAUAUAUAUAUAUAUAUAUAUAUAUAUAUAUAUAUAUAUAUAUAUAUAUAUAUAUAUAUAUAUAUAUAUAUAUAUAUAUAUAUAUAUAGAUCAGACUUAAAACCUAUGCAAGUCUUGUCUGGCAGUACAACCAGGAAUUAAUAUUCUUCCAAGAUACCUUUAGAAACUAACACAACAGUCAGCUGCUACAGUUUUUAAUUAUCAGCAAGAGUAAUCUCAAGUAUGGUAUAAGUUUGCCUUCCCGGGACAAAUAAUAUCAUUUAAUACCGGCUCUGAAAAAACUGCAGCAUCUUCUAGACUUUCAUGUAGGAUUGAACUGAAGAGACUGAAGAGAAGGGACAGCUCCAGAGUUCUGACAGAGAUGGUAGAAUCUAUCUUCUUACCCGUUUUCGUUCCCAAGUAAACUUAAAAAUUGGUCAAUUCACGUCCUAGUUAUGCAGGUACUUUAAAGAAAUGUACAAAAAAGCGUGAUGCACGUGCAGAAUUCUUGUUUUGCUCAUUGAACCUAUUGCUUUUCUGACGUUUCCGUUGCCGUCGCCGUCGUAGUUUCGUAAGGUCCCUAACAUCCCACGGGGUCGGCAGUCCAAAAACGCGCGAAUUAGGGAAACCGUAAGUAAAUUUCCACUUGCAUAGCAACGCGAUACCAUGAUGGGCUCUUAAGAGAUAUCAAGAGAAGUCACGCACAAGUAGCACGCGAAAGAAGACGAGAGAGCAAGUUGAGGGGAAAGAAAGGGAGAGCUCUUCUUCAACGCUCACUCGCGCGAUCACUUGCCACUCGAAAUGGAGAGGUUGCUCUCAGUCCAUAACAUUUCGUAGUGGUCGUGCGCGUUCGCUAUUUGGUGAGCCAGUUUAUGUUAGGAUCUAAAGGGGAAAAUUCGACCUAUUUACAUACACCGUAAUUUUUAGGGAGUUAUGAUAACUCCAAAAAUGGAGUAAAAAUUUUGCGUAUAGGAUAACCCCUUUUUUGGGGUUAUCUUAACUCCUAUUUUAAAUCCGAAUUUGGGGUCAUUUUUGCUCCUGAAAAAGAGUUCUUUUCACUCCCAGUCUGGAGUUGUUAAAAUAACUCCGAAAUGGGAUUACUCUUUUUGGAGUUAAUUUAACUCUUAAAGUGGAGUAAAAAUUUUAGGUACAGGAUAACUCCUUUUUGGGGGUUAUUUUAACUCCUCAAUAUCUGGAUCACUUUUACUCCUGAAAAAGAGUUCUUUAAACUCCUUUUUGGAGUUAAAAUAACUCCUCAAAAAAUAACGCCAUUGUAAGGAGUUAAAUUAGCCCCACUAGAGGAGUUAUUAUAACUCCUUGAAAAUUACUAUGUACCAAGUAACGUCCUCUAUGACUCCAAGUUUCCUUUUUCACCCAUCUCAACCAACCUUUAACAAUUAACACCACUACGGCACUCACACGUGCCUGACAUACAAAAACUGAAAAUCCUCACAUACGCGUGAUACAACGACGCCCAAGUGUUCGCUCGGAUAGUGUCUUGUUAUCAAGAUUAUUAUUUUAAAAACUUUCUUUUGUCAUUUUUCAGAUUUAGACGAAUGCUCACUCAACACUCAUGACUGUAAUGCGAAUGCUAUUUGCACCAAUACAGAAGGGUCAUUUACUUGCAAGUGCGAUGGAAAUUCGCAUUACUACGGCGACGGAAAAACAUGCACCCUUCACCGUAAGCUUUCCUUUUAAUUUUUUUUACUCCAUAUGGUUAAAAGAGCUUGCAUCUCACUUGAGUCCUUGAAAAAUCCUUGAACUUUGUCUUACAUCUUCAAAAAAGGCUUGUAAAUUUGAGAUAUUUAAUUCUCAUAUUUCGCGUCCAAUUUGCUUUGAUCAUCGAUACCUUAUCAAAAUUCAUAGGUACUGUACGACUACUUCAUUUGAAAAGCGGAUUUUGGCCCUGGUUCCUUGUAAAUUAAGGUGGGGUCAGGCAAGCAUAUGUCGCUGGCAGUUCAAGCCGUGAAAUUAAGUGCUUGUAAAAAUGUGCUUGUAAAAAUGACGUUGCCGAAGACCUUUAGCUUCAAUUUUGUUUUCCCUUUUUUCUGUAGUCUAUCUGUAUUUGUUUUACAUUUUUUUUCAGGCGGCCUUGAUGAUUCAGUCAUUUUAGCGAAUGACGUCGGCAAGAUAUCCCAGUUAAACACCUGGCUCCUUCCCCACCUGCAAAGUUCGGACAGAAGUUACUGGAAGUUGUGUUACAGAGCUACUAGUCACGGUUGGGGCUCGCGGACCUUUCACAGUUAUUGCGACAACAAGGGACCCACCGUUACAAUUGUUAGGGAUGGAAGUUACAUUUUCGGAGGCUACAACGACAACUCAUGGCAAGGUAAGUCUCUGAAAUAUGGUGAGCACGUCGCUAUGACCAUUUAUUUAGCUGGUUCAAAAUCAUGCAUUUAAACCUAAGGUGAAGGAUGAGGGUCCGUUGUACCACCAUCCUGUCUUCUGCAACAGUGCAUUUGUAAAGUAAUAGGUCCAUGAAAACCUGUUACUAUGAUCUCAUGUGAAUAGUAAAACACAAAACAUUUUUCUGUUAAUAUUAUUACGUCUUUUAAAGUGAACAAAAAGCAGUAAAAUGUAGCAUUUAUGGCCCCUUUUAAUUCACGGCAAAAUGGUAACCUUCCGUAGUUAUCGGACUACUCAAUAAUUUUAAGUUACUUAUUUUAUAAUUUCUCGCUUAAACAAAACAAGAUGAGAUUGAAGUAGUUUGCAGCAGCUACUCCAAUCUUGAACCAAGGCUUAAUUAAAAGUUUGCAUUGACGAAUAAUGUGCGAUCUGAUUUUGGGAGUGGGCACUUUGACGCGAGAGGCAUUCCCCAGGAUGAUAAGUGAGAUGGGGAGUUUUAACCAGAAGAGUCAAGUUUAACUUCUUUGUACGAUGCGGUGUCUGACAACGUGGUUCGAUAUAUAGAGAUGCGUUUUUUCUCGUAGUGAGAUGGAGGAGUUAAAGUACUGUUUACCGAUGAGGAGCGUAUUAUCAGGUUUAAAACUCAAGGUGAAGCCGAGAGUUUUUAAACCUGAUAAUACGCUCCUGCUCGUUUUUUGAACGGCUUCAAAAUCUCUGAUAUAGAUCAACUCAUUCUUGCACUUUAUAUCUAGAUUUGGGGUUAUUUUGGUCUAAAAAAUUGGACUUAAAGUUUAGCCGUGUCUUUAUCGGAUACAAAGACACUCAUUAAAUAUUAAAUUCUUUUGUUUUUUCUUUAUGAAUUAUUAAUGAGUUAUGAAUUAUUAAUGAGACGUAGCUUUGUAAGCAAAUGGCUUGUAUGAUAAGGACUUCAAAAGCAAUGCAACAUUUUUGAAGGGAAUUUAUGAAAACGAGAGUGUUUAAUUUUUGUAGUCCGGUUGCCAAUCAAUUUGGUGUGGAUUUUGUCAGUCAAGGUGGCUGUCAUAAUACACACAGGUAGCCCAAGCUCGAAAUCUAUAGUUUCUGUAUCCUGCGAAAAUGAAAGGGUUUCAAUAGCAGAACGGCUAACCCCACUUAAAAUGUGUGUUAGCUCUUUCCUGUGUGGUCCGCGAGCCGCGAGUGUUACCGCUUUUCUCUCCAUAUAUAGGGUGUUUCAAAAGUUCGUUCCGACUUUUUUUUAAAAUUUCACUGAUUAUUAAAAAUACGCUUUGUAAAACUAAGCAGUGUUAUUCAUUAUUCAUUUAACAUUGACUAACUAAAAUAUUAGUAAACAGAAUGUCUUCCUUUAUGUUUUCUGAGCGGUGAGGUAUAGAAUGUACGAGUUUCCAAAGCGUGUCUAAAUUCGUCCAGUGUUUUUGGGGCUGGAUCUUUGUAUGUUGUCUCAUCAACAAUAAUCCAGAAGGUCUCUAGAGUGUUCACAUCACGUGAGUUUGCCGGCCCGGUCGUCCUUUAGUACAAAGUUUGCAAAUUCUUUUGAUACCAUGCCUACAUGAAGUGUGCACCGCCUUUUUUCUCUUCAAGGCUUUCCAACCUUUUUUUUUUUUUUUUCAUUUUCCUGAAAGAGUAAAAAAAAUAAAAGAAAACGGCAAAAAUACGAAAGUAGAAAACCUACAAAAUGGGCAGGAAAAAUAUGGCGGCAAAAAAAACUCGUGUACGUGCACAUUUGGGGCAAAAAUGAAAAAAUAUUACAUUUUCUUCAAAUUUUAGUUUGAAAUUACUUUGAACGGUCAUUUAGAUAAAUUUUUUACCUGAAUCGGUUUACAUUUGCCUAAAGAAGCAUUAAAUGCUUUGCGCGAUUUACAAUCGGAACGAACUUUUGAAACACCCUGUACAGUAGAACGUCCGCUAGCGGCCGCCUCUCUACAACGGCCACUUUUUUUGCCCCAGCGGACAAAUAAUCCAUACAUCGAAUCCUGUUUAAAACCUCUCUACAACGGCCACCUCUUUUCAACGGCCACUUUCUUCUGUCCCCAAAGUGGCCAUUGUAGAGAGGUUUAACUGUAUACCGUAUUUUCGCGAAUAAUAGCCGGUGGCGAUUAUUUCAAAUAUUGCUCACUAGAAGUCGUGCCCUAAAUAUUUCGUUCUAUGUAAAUCAAUAAAUAAUCACAUCAAAUAAAAUGAACAUUGGCAUUUAAAGUGUUCCAAAUUUGGUUCCUUGAUUAAUUUUCACUGUCAAUGUCCUCGGCGUCAGAGCUUGAAUCGUCACUGAUCGGUUUUUCUGGAUCAUACAGACUCCACUUUAAUUUGCUUCAUCCUCUAAGGAGGCUAUUAUUUUAAACAUUUCCGUCAAAGGCAGGCGAUUAAUCGAGGGACGGCUAUUAUUUGAGAAAAUCCGGUAUCCUUUCCUUUUUAGAGAGAAAACCGGUUACAUUAAAACCCAUAAAAAUGGACAUAAAUCGGCUCGCGGAUCACACGGGAAAGACCUAACACACAUUUUAAGUAAGGUAAGCCGUUGUUUUUUUUUUUUCUUUUCUUUUCUUUUUUCAGUUGAAAUCCUCUCAUAUUGGUAGGUUACAGAAACGAUAGGUUUUUCUCCCCCUACAAAUCGUUAUAAUUCGAAUGUUACGCAACAAUGCCGAUGCUCAUAUUUCGAGCUUGGGCUACCUGUGAUAAUACCAGGUUUUUCAAAAUAGUCACCUGCAUUAAAUAGAGAAAGAAAUAGAUAAGAUGUAAGUGAGAAACAAGAUAUAUCAAACAAACGAAAGUCAUGCGGAGGUACCUUUCGCAGUCAAAUAGCCUCGUCAAGAAACGACCGGUCACUGCUUUUUUGUAAAACAAAGUAUAAAUCAUUGGAAAAUACAAACCAAAUUUACUUCCAGGCGGCCCGUGUAACAUUCAGAGAAACUUAAACGAGACAUGAUAAUAAAUGCAAAGUUUAUUUUGUCAAAUUUACAAUCUGCACAACAUUUCUUCUCUGUUAGGGGCAUUUGAUUGUCAAAUCCGGUAUUAUGGUAGUACAUUUGACCACCACAAUAACCUAUAACGUAACGGGAAUUAAAACAGGCCUGUCUUUCAAAGUUCAGAUAGCCAGUGGGUUGCCCGGGGUGGAUGUUGAUGUUUCGAAUUGAUCGUCGGCAUAAUUUGGAAGGUAAACCGUUACUAGGAAAAGAAAAUGAUUUUGCUUAUUAGAAAUUGACGUUUUGGUCGAAUCUUGACCAUUCAAACAGAAUAUCAAUUACAGAAUAUAAAAUUAAAUGUUUUUGUCAUGUUUCUGUUCUAAUAGGCAAUACCAGGGGCCCAUAACCCGGAGCGUUCAACUGCCAUAAAUUCGUGCAACGGCGUUUUUACAAGUGAGUUUAUUUUUAGAUAAGUUUUUCCCGCGAAAAAUAACUGUUCCACGAGGUCAAUUCCUGCAUUUGAUCGUCGUUUAGACUGUUAGUAGCUCGCUUGGACCUUUUCACAGUCGGCUAUUUCGAAGAUGAUUUCGAUUUAAUUCCCCUUGCGUGUAUUAUGCGUUGUCAUCGAUGAAGUAGACGUCCUGACUAGGUUUUGCAAAUCUUCUUUUGAACUGCUAGUUUCCGUGAAAAUACUGAAAUUGUCGUUUAAAGUACUGUCAGAAGACUCCUCUGAAGAUUCCUCACGUGUGUCCACUAUGUUUUUUUCAAUGUGAAGGAGUUGUCCUAGUUACGUAUUAAAAGUUUAUCAUUGGCGCAAUUGCUAGUGAUUGGCUUUUCGAAAGCAAUUCGCGGGAAAAGCUUAUCUAAAAAUAAACCUACUUGUGAAAACGCCGUUGCAUAGGCGCAGUAUGGAAGUUACACGUUCCGGGUUAUGGGCUCCUGGCAAUACUUCUUUACAUACACCAAUGAAAAUUCUUGGUUGAAUUCUUUUCAAUUACGAAAUUUCACCCUGUAUCUGAAUUUCUCAAUUAAUAAACAACAAACAAUUAACAACAACUUUAAAUUUGUUUAGACACAACUAUAGACCUGUGCUGCAGAUUCUGACUGCAAUAUAUGUCUCUCUUCAGGGUCUUCAGGGUUAUACCAAUACUCUACCAACACCUUCAUAUACUCCCUGAAAAACUAUUACGGAUAUGGUUACUUUAAAAAUGACGUGAUCACCUAUCAGUAUGCCACAUACAGCCACUAUAACUAUGGUCCAACCUUUGGAGGAGGUUUUGAUAUCCACAUUGCAGAUAAUGCAAGAUACAAUUCUAACUCUUACUUUAAUUGCCAUUCGUAUACUAGUCCCUAUUGUGAUAAUAAUAUCUGGACCGGAGGUAUGUACUUCAGCCCAGAGGAGGUGGAAGUUUACUACGAAAUGCUUGUUUAA